UUAUCUUCGGCCAUUGGUGUUGUGGGGGGAAUCUUUUGGAGGAGCGUCACAGGAGGCGGAGUCACCUGAUUGGCUGGACCGCAAAGCGGAAGUGCGUGUGGCGUCCGAGCUGCGCUGAAAACAAAACAAGACAGGCUGCGACUGCAGCAUGAUGGAUGAGCUGGUGCAGGACUUGGUUUCUGCACUGGAGCAGACCUCACAGCAGAGUAAGUUGGAGAAGCUGUGGGAGGAAAUGGUCUUUAGCCCACUGCCUCAAAGACGGCAGAUCCGCCGCCGUAGAGGCCGCAAGCGGUACCGUGAAUCCUCCCUCUGUCUGCUGGAGCACAGACGUUGCUGGAUUGAGGCCUCAGAGUCCAGUUUGGACGAGGCUAAAGAGUACAGGGUGAACUCUGCCUCAAACAGGACUGCUUCUGUGGCCAACUGCAGUGACUCUGACGACCUGUCUACAACCAGCCACUGGCACUCUGUCAUCAGAGGCUCGGCCAGGGCUAGGCAGCCUUCCUGGCCAGAAUCUGACUCCUUCACUGAGAAUAAUCCAGGACGGCAACUCAGGAGGCGCAGGAAGGUCAAACGUAUGACCUCAGACAUCACAGUCCGGCUUCAGCAGAAGUUAAAGGUUUCUGGCGUUGAUGGGAAACGGAGGCACAGACCAUCCAGGAUGCAGCAUUUGUCUCGAUCGAAGAAGAGGUCUGGCAGUUGGAUGGGAGCAGACAGGCAGACUGAAGGAGCCAGGCUGAUGGGAAAGGAGUGUUGGAAGAGAAAGGUGGUCAAGGAGCACAGAGACGGUGCAGAUGAGAACAUGUCUGAGGGAGAAACCAGCAGUACAUGCAGCAGUGACCCUGGCCUUUUCACAAAUGAUGAAGGAAGACAAGGCGAUGACGAGCAGAGUGACUGGUUUUUCGAGGGGGACUGUGGAGUCGGAACGGGUGUGGCCAGCUUGCUGCCUAAAUGGGAUUCAGACAACCAGCUUUCCCUCAAGGAUAACCACCCACCUCCUACAUUCCUGCAACCUGCACGGCCCUCUCAGAGAGGAUAUUAUUCACAUCUUAAACAAGUGCCUGGCUCCGCUGCCUGCUGCAUUAGAAAGGACAGGAGGAGGCUUCCUGGCAAGGGCAACAGUGCGCCCGUGUUUGUAGAGAGACUGAAACACUUCUCUCAAGAUCCUUAUCAGAGAGAUUUUUGGCUGCCUGUUGGAAAAAGGGACCGAAGCCAGGUCUGGACUGCAGGCUAGCCAUUUCAGUACCCGGAUCCUUCUUCUACGCAGCCAUGAUGUUGUAAUUGAUGCAGUAUGUGGUCUGGCAUUGGGGGGGGGCACUUAAAUGCAUGUCCAUUGCUUGCCCUCUUUUGUUGUAUUAAUUGGUGAAUUCAAGGCAUGUUUCAAGACUGAAAUAUUCACCUUACAACCCCAGUGCAGGAACAUUUAAUCUUUAAUUUAUACUUGAUGGUAAAGCACCAUUCCUUAUUAUGUUUUACAUGGUAUAUUCAGUAUGUAAAACCGUUGUCUUUUCACUGAGAGAUGUACAGUAUUGUAUGUUAUCCCGCCUACUGGUGGCGUUAGGUCUAUUUCCUGUUAGCCUUCUCUAUAACAAACUGCUUUAAAACUCCAGUAAGAGAAAUUUAUGUAUUAAAUGUAAUAGCAUUAUGUAAAAAAGAAAUUCACCAUAUGAAAAUUCAUUGUAUUUUACCAGGUUUUACAUACGUAAUGUAUAAUUUCUGUAGCCGAUUUCUGAAACAUCAUUUGUACAAAAUCAUAUUUACAAGCAUAAAGUUAGGGUCAGAGGCUCCAGGAAACACAACCCAACAUUAGUGUUCAUGGCAGUCCUGGUCCCAAGGCUCAUCUGAAGUGACACACAAGCUACAGAUGGAUGCAGUAACACUUUAAGUUAAUAGUUUUCAAGGUCAUUGUUCCCAAAUAGAGAAAUACUGUGUUGACAUAGUUGUAAUGCAGAUUCCAAUCCCUGCAUUUCUGGGACUGCACAAAACCAUAAAAAAAAAGUUUUAUCCAAAAGAUGUUUGUCAAAGCAUCACAUCGCUUCCAGUCAUCCCCUGAACUGUUGGAUCUGCGUGGGGGACUAUUGAGGAGCCAAACAGCCCCCUUGGCCUCGAGACAGUGGGACUCCUCAUUGUAUUGUUUCCACUCUGCCUAUUUACGGCGCAUUCUUAAUUUUGUUUCACACAUGCUCUUUUUCCUCCCCUCUCUUGGGUUAUUUCACAGAGCGCUCCAGCACUCCUUGAUGAGGGGCAAAAACACGAUUGUUAUGAAAAGCCCCCGACUUCUUAGGGCUUUCUUUUCUAAACUGGUCCUUUCUUCUCCACCUGAAAGGUUCCUUCAGAUUCCAGUUUGAGGCAUUGUGAAUACUAAUUUCUCUCUAUUAAAAAGCCGUCAUAUCCCUGCCAUGCUCUCAUUUGAAUGGCGGACUCAGGGGAAAGCUCUUAAUUCCUUUAUAGUGGGAUUCAAGACCCUUCACUUCAAAAAGUAUAAAUCAUACUCCCAAAUGAAUGAGGGAGAGAGGGGGGAUUGACGAGAGGGGCUUCUGAUGUGUCCCGUUGGACAGCACGAGCUGAAUCUAUCUCCCAAAGCUGCUCAAAUCUACUCUCCAGUGAGUUGGCUGCUCUGUCCUUACGACCCAGCCCCCCAUACAUAUGGCACCCGUUUACUUCCUUCAACUUCCUCCAAAUUACACCUAGACAAUUAGAAAAUGGUUUUGCUUAGCGGCGAGAAACGCCACAAUCAUUAAUGUGUGAUUUAAAAUGUCCACUCAUGAGUUCACUUCACUGUAUUUUGAUUUCUUGUGUACAUUUCACCUGGGUGAUCAAUUUCCAGUGCCGAGCCCCUGUACGUCUGACUUUUCUCUGUUUCCAAACACCCUUGAGAGAAAAGUGUUUUUUUCUGUGGGCACAGUGCAAACAUUAAUCUUAUACUGCAGCCAGGUUGAAAUGAUACUGUAUUAAUAAAAGCUGUCAUCUCCUGUUUGCAACCAGUCGACGGCAACAAUCAGAGAUUUGACAUUAAGUAAUAAAGGCUGUAUGAGGCUGCAUGCUGUUUAUCCCGGUAUUGGCGCGUGAAUAGCUGUGAUGCUUUGUGGGAUUUGGCUGUAAUGCUCAGGACCGGUGGCCACGUUAAAAUGCAUAGCUGUCUCCCACCUGAGCCAGGCAGCAGCAACUUUUAUCUACUGACUUGUUUAUUUCUAAAUGACACCUGCGCUGUGAGAUAAAUCAUAGUCUUACGCCACUCCCUUCCCAGUUUUCAUUUUAAUCGUGAGAUCUCGGUGUCAGCAGUUAGUAUAUUGGUGUGAGUGGCCUAUUGAUUAUUGAUUUGAAGCUAUUGAUUAUGUUCCCUGGAGACCCUAAUCCUUUCUGAUUCAUUUGAAUACCUCUAUUAAUCUUGAGAUCCUGCUCACACCUGAAGCGCCAUUUACCCUAAUGAAAAUAGAUGGCCAUUUUGUAACUGCAGCUCCACACUCCUCUUUUGAUUUAUUAUUUUUAAUUGAUAGAUUUGCUUUUGGAUGUGGUUGCCCAAAAUACAAUUGACCCUGUGUCAGUGCUGUUUUACUCUGUAACCCUAAGGGACUGCACUGCAUUUAAAAGUGUCUCAUAUGACCUGAAAAAUCUAUCUUGGAGACUUUUUCCUGUGUCCUUGCGUCUUUGGUGGAAUUUACUUGUUGUCGACUGUCUUCAAUACACAUGACUUUUUUGUUCAUUACUUGUCUUCUUCCAAGUCGUUUUUUGUUUUCUCAUCACAGUUUCAGUAAAUUUAGGGAAAAAAACAACUGGCCAACAUCUGUCACACUGUUAAAGCUGAUGAAGUAACAGAUGUUAAAUAAUAAAAACAGUGUUGUGUGUUUUUUUUUAAAUCAUUUCUUUCCUUUUAUCUCUGAGCCAUGCCUAUAAAACACCUUUAGAUUCUGCUCUGAAGUGUGUGGUGUUUUGCCUCAGUUAAUGAGCCAGCUGAUGAUAUUCUCAUGUUUGAUUAGCGUUGUGCUGUGUGUCUUACUGGGCUCCUGGCGGCCCCACAGUGGCUCUACCUCUCAUCUCUCAGCAGCAGGGUAGGGCCCUCACCUCCCUCUGGGCUGCAGGGGCCCUGAGUGCCUCGGCCUUGGUGUAAUGAAGGAAGAGAUAGGAGGGAUGGACCUUAACACAUUAAGACCAAAUGCAUCAGGGUAUUACUUUUAAUACCGCAGGCGUGCCUCGUGAAAUAAUGCGACGUUUAAACGUGGAUCGAUUUUGGAAUUAAAAAGUUAGUUUGCAAAGAUUUACUGUGAGGAGUUCAAUGCCUGAGCUCUUUAUCAGGGGCGCAAAUGGCUGGUUAUGUGCUGUCCGACAGAGGUACGAUUGAGGGAUCGAUAGACGCGUGAUUUACUAACUGGAGUACAGGUAAUCAAUAAGUAUAAAAGUAAAUGAAAUAUGCAUUACUGGGAUUUUAUUAGAAAGUGGUAGCAGGGAGAGAAUAACGGUCAGGCCAUUUAUUUUUAUAUCUAUUGAUUAUGCAACAUAGAGACUUCGCUCAGUGUGCGCCCUGCACAGCUCUUGAUACCCUGUGCCUACACACCUGUCAUGUGAUUUAUGGGUGUUGAGGUCAUGGAACAUGCUGCCUGUUAAAAGGCUGCCCUGAUGGAGCCUUAUUGUAGCAUGUGCCUGUUAGGGUUGUGAGCUUUAUGUAGCCUGCAGUCUGAGAUGAGCCGUGCUGGUUAACAUAUGAAUUGUUUUACAGUCUAUCAGGAAUUCAUUUGUACACAUUAGAUUUAUUGAGAUUUUCAGAAAGGACACCGUAUUGUUCUUUAAUCCCCUCUAGCUGUAAAAAUCUGUAUAAAAAGCAGCACAAUGCACUAAUUUAACUUAACUCUUCUUGGUCUGUUACUGUGUCAUACUGUAGUUCAUUCACACACUCGGACUCCUCUCUCUCUCUUACACUCAAAUUGUCCCCCUCUUCUCAUUUGUAAACAUACAUACUGCAGCCACAUCAGCCUUCCCUCCGGUGAUAGAGCAGGCCUUGGCCCUAACUUUACAUCAUAGAAGCCAGGGCUAUUAAGCUGGAGGUGCUGUUUCGGGGCUCCUCACAUAUGACACAGGAGGCACAGAGCAGGAGUAAUUUGUUUACGUGAACUCCGCAAUGACUCUUGCACCUCUCCACAUUGAAUAUUCUCUGUGUUGAAAACAUUAAUGAAGAAAAAUUAAAAUGUUGCAAAAAUGUGCACCUUGCACUUGAGGCUAAAUGUUAAACUGCAGUGUUUGCAUACAUGGCGCUUGUGUUUUUUGAUUUCUGUGAAAUUAUUGAAUGUUUAUAUGUGUUGUGGGUGAGAGCGGCAUCAUCUUAUUGUGAGUAACAUUUGUUCU
This is a messenger RNA of Monopterus albus (swamp eel), 5334 nucleotides long. RefSeq names its product G patch domain-containing protein 2-like. The record is from RefSeq and is a predicted model, not a curated record. The transcript is spliced from 8 exons. Bases 149 to 1231 code for a protein of 360 amino acids. NCBI's taxonomy places the organism in Eukaryota, Metazoa, Chordata, Actinopteri, Synbranchiformes, Synbranchidae.